Molecule: messenger RNA, 695 nt
Organism: Phytophthora infestans T30-4
Lineage: Eukaryota; Oomycota; Peronosporomycetes; Peronosporales; Peronosporaceae
Product: selenoprotein W-related family, putative
Exons: 1
Coding region: 1-489 (162 amino acids)
Source: RefSeq, a predicted model, not a curated record
AUGCCGACGGAUGCAAAGCUCCAGAUACUCAUCGCGGCGGUGGGCGCCGUAGCGCUGCAGCAAUUCGUGUCACGACGUCGCUAUCAAGCUAUAGAAGCGGAGAAGGUAAAGCAGCUGAAGUCUCAAGCAAAACAGCUGGCUGAAGGCAGUGAUACAGACGACGAGGCAUUUGUGGUGGAGAUCGAGUAUUGCACAGGCUGCCGCUGGAUGCUGCGUGCCGCGUGGAUGGCACAGGAGCUGCUCACAACGUUCCAGCAGGACGAUAACAGCCGUCUUCGGUCCGUGACGCUGACACCCAACUCGCGUCAAGGAGGCGUGUUUAACGUGUAUUUGCGAGAUGUGGGGCCCAAUGCGGAUCCAGAUGCCGAACCAGAAAUGCUGUGGUCUCGCAAGAUCGCGCGUCGGUUCCCCGAAUCCAAGGAGCUUAAGCAACUAGUGCGUGACAUUGUGUGUCCUGAACGGGGACUUGGCCACUCGGACAAAAAGUAAACCGAGAAGAGCGUGAGAUUCCAAUCGCUUAUCGCUGCCAAAACUAUUAAAUCCUGCUAUUGAGGCGCUCGAAGGUUCGCCAUGACAGUGGGAAGAGAUGAUCGAUUUGAACCUCCUGGAAACACGGCACUUGGGCUGAUACAUCACAUGUUCGUUGGUUUCGACAGAUAUAAUUUUGCUAAUAAAGUCGCUGAACGUACCGUGAA